Messenger RNA from Sycon ciliatum, 672 nucleotides. RefSeq lists its product as uncharacterized. Gene Ontology annotation, biological process: proteolysis. Gene Ontology annotation, molecular function: aspartic-type endopeptidase activity. The transcript has a single exon. The record is from RefSeq and is a predicted model, not a curated record. NCBI's taxonomy places the organism in Eukaryota, Metazoa, Porifera, Calcarea, Leucosolenida, Sycettidae. Bases 1 to 672 code for a protein of 223 amino acids.
AUGCCGAGACCCCUGCCGAUUCCUGUCGGGAAACGGGAAGGCCAGCCACUAGUCGCGACCGCUAGUGUGGUUGGCCCCUCGAAUACCGCUACCGGUCGCCUACUAUUCGUCAAGGAUCGCUCCCAGUCCGUCGAGUUCCUUGUCGACACCGGCGCCGCCGUCAGUGUUCUUCCUCCGUCAUUCGUAACUCUGUCUCGUCGUGUUCAUCGCAAUAGCCCUCGCCUCCGUGCAGCGAAUCAGAGCAGCAUCGCCACGUACGGUCAGCAGCUGCUAGAUUUAGACUUAGGUCUCCGACGCACUUUCAAAUGGGUCUUCGUCGUUGCUGACGUCAGCUAUCCGAUCCUGGGUGCGGAUUUCCUUGGCCACUUCCAACUCACUGUCGACCUGGCCGCCAGAUGUCUCCGGGACUCCACUACUCAACUUGCCGUUGUCGGAUCCGCCUCGGAUGUCAGCACCUCCGCUACCAACCUGCUGGACACUGAUAGCCCUAGUGAGUAUUCUGCCCUGCUGAGUGAGUUUCCUGACCUUGUCCGACCGACCACUGGUGACUCGCCUGUCAAGCACAAUGUGACACACCGCAUAGUCACAGAUGGCCACCCCGUCCACGCUAAGCCUCGCCGUCUGGCACCCGACCGCCUUGCUGUCGCUAAGUUCGCAGUUCGGCCAGGAUGA